AUGUCUAUCCCAACAGAUACUCCGUCAACAAAUCCACCAGCCAAAAAAGAAGAUGUACCAAUUUCAAUACUAUCAAGAGUAGAUGCAUUAUCAACUUCACCAAUUCCUGCUGGAUUAUUAUCAGCAUCAUUAUUAUUAAAAGGUUUUACAAGUUCUGGUUCUUCAGCUUCAUCAACAAUACCAAAUUCAGGUACUUCUGGUUCAUCAUUUGCAUUUCAUAAACAAAUUAAAAAUUCAAAACCUACAAAAUUUGGUUGUUUAGGAUUUGGUUCAAUAAUGGCUUUAGGUACUUAUCUAAUGAUUGAUGGAGAUCCAUUAAAUGGUUCAGGUUUUAAUUUUGCUUGGUCAUUAUUAUAUUUGAUUGUAAAUGGAAAAUCAAGUAUUUCAAGUUUAUUCAAAGGUCACGUUACACCACUUGGAUUAAGUGGAUUAGCUUUAUUUAACACUGGAUUAUACGGUAGAGAAUUCUUUUGGAGUAAACAAAGUCCUUUCCAAAGCUAG
Messenger RNA from Lodderomyces jiufengensis, 501 nucleotides. RefSeq lists its product as uncharacterized. The transcript has a single exon. The coding region runs from base 1 to 501 and encodes 166 amino acids. NCBI's taxonomy places the organism in Eukaryota, Fungi, Ascomycota, Pichiomycetes, Serinales, Debaryomycetaceae. Gene Ontology annotation, cellular component: mitochondrion. The record is from RefSeq and is a predicted model, not a curated record.